Molecule: messenger RNA, 4234 nt
Organism: Stegostoma tigrinum
Lineage: Eukaryota; Metazoa; Chordata; Chondrichthyes; Orectolobiformes; Stegostomatidae
Gene: manba
Product: mannosidase, beta A, lysosomal
Exons: 17
Coding region: 871-3579 (902 amino acids)
Biological process (GO): glycoprotein catabolic process; carbohydrate metabolic process
Molecular function (GO): beta-mannosidase activity
Source: RefSeq, a predicted model, not a curated record
GCCUGAGGGUUGAAUUGAACCGGGGUCCGUGGUGCUAUGAGGCAACAAUGCUAACAACUGAGCCUUUCUCGUGGAUUUUCUCAAGAGCAGUGGGAGCCUUUCAAAAAGGAAAUUGUGGAAGUGAAGGCCAACAUCUUUGUGGAAAAACUGCGUGAAACAUUCCAGGAACUCUGAAUUUACAGUGAGGGCCAUCGCACUCUAGGAGGGAUGUUUUCGCACCUGAGAGAGUGCAGAAGAGCUUCACUAGGUUGGAGCAAUUCAGCUAUGUAGAGGGCUUAUAGAGGCUGUGGCUGUUUAUCUUUGAGCAAAGAUUGAGAAAUGACUUGAUUUAAGUACAAAAUUAUAAAGAGCAGCAUUAGGUGCAUACAUUUAAGAGGGGUUAAGAAGUUUAGAGGUGAUUUAAGGAAGUUUUUCUUUCAGCUGCUGAGUGGCAGGUAUCAGAAUAUCAGUACCUGAAAGUGCUGUAGAAAUGGCAGCCACCUCACUAUUGGAGAAAUACUUCGAUUGAAUCUUUUUGAAGCUCGCUUGGCAUGAGGGGAGGUCUACAUCUUGGAAAUGGUACUAGAAUAGAUGGAACAAAAACAAAGUGUUGUAGAAACUCAGCAAGUUGUAGGAGGGUUACUGAGUUUGAAGUAUUAGCUCUGAAGCCAGACCUGUUGAAUUUCUUAAGGACUUUACAGUUUUGUCUCCGGUCACCAGCCUGCACGUGUCAGAAGGCCAAAGGGCCUUAUUUCUUGCUGUAAAAACAAUUAGCUGAGCCCUUCGGCCCCUUGCAGCCCUGCUGUGCUGACCAGGUUGGGUGUGAAUAAAGGCCCGCCCCCUUGGUGUGGGGUCAGAGGUCGCCGAACCGCUUGCUCAGGGCCAGAGGCCAUGGCGGCGGUUCUGGUUCCUUUUGGGGCCGUGGCUCCGGCCCGCGCCGUCCCCUUCUUCCUCCUCCUCCUGCUGCUGCUGGCGGGGGCCGCGGUCUGUGAGCGGCCCGCGACCCGGGCGGAAGUCCACAGUUUGCGGGGUAACACCUGGAAAGUCCGCAACGCGAACGGGAGCGUCCGGCUGUCGGGAGUAACAGUCCCGGGGAAUGUGCACAGUGCCCUGUGGUCCCGGGGCUGGAUUGAGGAUCCUUAUUAUAGGUUUAACGAUGAUACCUAUAGAUGGAUUGUGUUGGACAAUUGGACAUAUAGUCGAAUGUUUACGUUACCACCCAAUGUCAGUAAAUGGAACAGAAUAAAUCUAGUUUGUGAUGGACUCGAUACUGUUGCAACAGUCCUUAUCAACAAUAUCACAGUUGGGACAUCAAACAACAUGUUUAGUCGAUAUACCUUUGAUUCUACUGAUGUGAUCAGAGAAAGAAACUUCAUCGAAGUCCGCUUUUUAUCUGCAGUCUCUUAUGCAGCACAGCAGAGUUCACAGCAUAACAAAUACCCAGUGCCUCCUAAAUGCCCUCCUUUACAACAAAGAGGAGAAUGUCACGUCAACUUUAUCAGAAAGGAGCAGUGCUCUUUCAGCUGGGACUGGGGUCCGUCCUUUCCCACACAGGGUAUCUGGAAAGAUAUAAGAAUUGAGAUGUUCAAUAUCUGCCACCUGACAUAUCUCACAGCAGCUACUAUUUAUGAUGAAAAAGCGCAGAAGUGGUCUCUGGAAGUAGAGAGUUUUUAUGAUGUUGUUUUCUUCGAGCCAAUUGAAGGUGAGCUGACGGUUAGCAUUCCAUCUUUACGAACACAACAAACUUACAAAAUAGUUCUUGCAAACAAAGAAGACAGCAGAAGUAAAGUCAAAUUGGACAUUAAUCAGGAUACCUCUGUUGAUCUUUGGUGGCCCAUUGGUUAUGGUAAUCAGACUGGUUACAACUUGACUGUUACUUUCACAAUCAGCAGGAAAUACCACAUUGAAAAGUCUAUUAUGGUCUAUUUCAGAACAGUGGAGCUGAUACAAGAACCAGUAUCAGGGUCUCCUGGACUAAGCUUUUAUUUUCGGAUAAAUGGGCUCCCGAUAUUUCUCAAGGGUUCAAACUGGAUUCCUGCAGAUGCCUUUCUGGACAGAGUGACAUUUGAUGUAUUGGAAAACUUGUUGCAGUCAGCUGUUGAUGCUAAUAUGAAUGCAUUAAGAGUCUGGGGAGGAGGAGUGUAUGAGCAAGAUGAAUUUUAUAAUCUGUGUGAUAGACUAGGCAUUAUGAUUUGGCAAGAUUUUAUGUUUGCCUGUGCACUUUACCCAACAGACCAAAGCUUUAUAAAUUCCGUGAAGGCAGAAAUUACUCAUCAGAUCCGUCGACUAAAAUCCCAUCCAUCCAUUAUAAUCUGGAGUGGAAAUAAUGAAAAUGAGGCUGCACUUGCAUCAAAUUGGUUCCAUAUUCCAUCAUCAAACAUCACACUGUAUCUGAAUGACUAUGUUAAUCUCUAUGUUAAUAACAUUCAAGAAAUUGUGCUUGAGGAGGACAGGAGUCGUCCUUUUAUUGCUUCAAGCCCCACAAAUGGAGAGGAAUCUAUUCGGGAGAAUUGGGUUGCUAAGAAUCCAUACGAUGUCCAUUAUGGUGAUGUUCAUUAUUAUAAUUACAUAGCAGACUGCUGGGACUGGACUCAUUUUCCAAAGACACGAUUUGCAUCUGAAUACGGCUUCCAGUCGUGGCCAUCCUUCUCUACUUUAGAGAGAGUUUCUUCUCCUGAAGACUGGUAUUACAAUAGCUCUUUCACCAAUCACCGACAGCAUCAAGUUGCAGGCAACAAGAAUUUGCUGUAUCAAAUACAGAUUCACUUUAACCUUUCUCACGCAAAGAAGACACCCCUGCAAAGCUUUAAAGAUACACUUUACCUUACUCAGGUAAUGCAAGCCGAAUGUAUAAAAGCCCAAACUGAAUUCUACCGUCGAAGUCAAAGUGAGAUAAUUGAUGGUCAAGGAUUGACGAUGGGAGCGUUAUACUGGCAGCUAAAUGAUAUCUGGCAGGCUCCCUCCUGGGCUUCCAUUGAAUAUGGAGGUAAAUGGAAGAUGCUUCAUUACUUUGCACGGAAUUUCUUUGCUCCUGUUUUGCCAGUAGCUUUUGAAGAGCAUGGAACACUUUUGAUCUAUGGUGUUUCUGAUUUACCUUCAAACCUUAAACUCAUUCUUCAGAUUAAGGUUUACCAGUGGAAUUUGAUGAAACCAGUGUGUGUUUAUGCCACUGAGUCAUUUAUUCUUAAGGCAAGGACUUCAGCCCCUGUUUACAAGGAAGUCACUGAUGAUCUGCUGAGGCGAUGUGACUGCAGCAGAUAUAACUGCAUAGUAACGUUUUAUCUUGAAGAAAAUGGCCAACAGCUUGGACCUUCAAACUAUUACUUAUUAUCUUCUUUAAAAGAUGCUCAGAUGCUCAGAAAGCCACACGUUAAUGCCACCAUCAGUCAGCAAGGAGAGACGUACUGGAUCACUCUAAAGGCUUCAAGUAUUGCCCCUUACGUCUGGCUGGAUGUAGGUAGUAUCCCGGGAAGAUUUAGUGAUAAUGGCUUCCUCAUGUUGGAGAACAUCAAGCUGACGACUUUUCACCCAUGGCACCCAACCAACAUUUCAGAAUUGAGGAAAUCGCUACGUGUUCACUCACUUCUGGACAUUUAUUGAUAAUGAAUGAGGGUAGAGAGUGCCUGAUGUGCAUAAUCUACAUGGAGACUUUUUGUGGAACUAAUCCAUCAAAGAGGACAUAAUUUGAAUGAAACUGAAUUGAAAUUGACAAAAAUGAUGAAGAUUGUUAAUUUUCUGUUAUUCUUGUUCAGAAUUGGGCUUGUUUGAAACUAAGGAAAGGAAAAGGUUGUUUUGUUUCCAGUUAUGAAGUAAUUUUAUAUUCAAUUCAGUUAAAGAACAAUGCAGUGUUUUCUUGGUAUACGUUUUGUAUUGACUUUGAUCAAUGAUACAAAGUCCAACACAAAAAUAUCAGUGUAUGUUGUAAAUAUUUAAUUUGCACUUCAGUAUUUGGAAUACCUUCUUACCCAAAAUCAGCUUCUUUGGACUCACCACCAGCCUGGGUGAGUAACACCUACAAUACCAUCCAGGAAAAAGCAAUCCACAUAAGCCACAGGCUUUUAACUAAAGAACUAAUUGUUCAAUAUAAUGUUUAAAUAAAAAAGUAUGUGUAUAAAUGUUUUUAUUAUAAAAUGGUACUGUUUAAAUGCAAAUGCCAAAAAAAGGACUGUGUUCAAGGUGGCUUGUCUCUCAGAAAGGUUCAGUGAAUUAAUGAAAUAAAUACUUUUCAUCAACUUCUAUUAGGUUGUUGAUUCCA